GUACCUGGAAAGAUUCAGCACAUUCUCUGUACUGGAAAACUUUGCACCAAAGAGAGGUGUGACUGUCUCAAGACUCUGACCAGUGAUGUUCAUAUAGUAACAGGAGUCUUUCAUGAGAAUCUGAAUUAUACAGAACAAAAAGUUGUGACUGCUGGGCAAUUCAAAUUUGGUUUGAUCCAUAGGCAACAAGUUAUUGUAGGAGACAUGACCAGCUUAGCCCUGUUAAGGCAGUUUGAUGAGGACAUUCUUAACUCAAGAUACACAUACAAAUUUGAAGCAUUUGAGCAUGAAAAAAAUUUUUACAUUAACCCAGGUUCCGGCACUGAAGCAUUUAAUUUCUUAGCAACAAACAUUACUCCUUCAUUUGUAUCAAUGGAUAUUCAAUGGAUUCAAUGGAUUGUCCUUUACAUGUAUCAGCUAAUUGGAGAUGAUGUAAAAGUAAAAGGAAUUGAAUACAAAAACAUCUUAAAGGCAGGCCUGUCCUGCUGGGUUUUUUUUUUUAUUCCCCUGUUCAAAUCAAGUAAUUAA
Molecule: messenger RNA, 528 nt
Organism: Neogale vison (American mink)
Lineage: Eukaryota; Metazoa; Chordata; Mammalia; Carnivora; Mustelidae
Product: vacuolar protein sorting-associated protein 29-like
Biological process (GO): intracellular protein transport; retrograde transport, endosome to Golgi
Cellular component (GO): retromer complex; endosome
Source: RefSeq, a predicted model, not a curated record